Messenger RNA from Pieris brassicae (large cabbage white), 1428 nucleotides. RefSeq names its product endothelial lipase. The record is from RefSeq and is a predicted model, not a curated record. The transcript has 8 exons. Gene Ontology annotation, molecular function: lipase activity. Bases 242 to 1225 code for a protein of 327 amino acids. Gene Ontology annotation, biological process: lipid metabolic process. NCBI's taxonomy places the organism in Eukaryota, Metazoa, Arthropoda, Insecta, Lepidoptera, Pieridae.
UGCUAAGAUUGUUGGACCAGAACAAAAAAAUACGGUAUUUUGUACGGUUAAGUAAAAAAGUUAUCUUACGUAUAUCUUUGUAAAGUCACUCAAGUGACAGAAUAUUUAAAACGGUUAAAUUUUUAAGGAGUUUCCACGGUGGGUAAUGCGAAACUUCUGCGAGUUCGCGAAAAUGAGAGAGUGGUUUGAGUUUUACCGCUUUUUCUUAAGUUAAAACUCCUUAAAAGUAGUAAUUUAAAAAAUGCUUGUUGGACCUACUUGUCAGUUGAUGUCGAUAUUUAUCGGCGCAGUGCAGGUAAGUUUCAUGCCAGCGCCCGUGGGGCAGUGUCAAGACUGUUGUCCGAGAAAUGACCGCAUUGACAUCAUAUAUAAGCUUUUUACAAGACCAUUUCUGGGUACAUUCGAAAUCAUCAGAAAUAAUGAUUUGAGGUCAUUGACUCGAACCAGGUUUAAUACCUCUCAUCCAACUAUAAUUUAUCUAUUUGGUUUUUCCGAAGCCUCUACGGGCAUCAGCACGUUAACUUUGAAGAAUGCUUAUUUGAGUACAGGAGAAUACAACUUUGUAAGCGUUGACUGGUCGAGGCUUGUUGCAUUUCCUUGGUACGUAUCAGCCGUGCAAAAUACUCGUUACAUGGGUAAACGACUGGCUGAUUUUAUACAAUUCCUGAAUUCAGCGGGUGUGCCCGCAGGCUCUUUGCAUGUUAUUGGAUUUUCGUUGGGUGCUGAAGCGGCUGGCUUCACAGGCAAGGAACUUAAGAGAAGAGGUUUACUUUUAGGAAGGAUAACAGGUCUAGAUCCAGCAUAUCCGGGAUACAGUUUAUACGACAGUGGAGGUCACCUUAGUAAUGGUGACGCUGCAUUUGUAGACGUCAUACAUACAAACCCUGGCGUAUUUGGCUUCCCGCAGCCAAUUGGUGACGUAGACUUUUACCCUAAUCACGGGGAAUGGAUUCAACCUGGAUGCUGGAUUGAUCAGCUGCUUAGGAAUCGACAAACGAAUUUUGUAUAUGGUUGUAGUCACAAUCGAGCAUGGAGACUGUAUGCCGAAUCAGUACAAAACCCGACUGGAUUUCCAAGUACGGCGUGUCGAGAUUGGAGGAGCACCUCAUCACCUUGUGUCUUCAGUGUUGACGGAUACAUGGGAUUAGGCGCACAACCAUCUUCCAAUGGGAAACUAUACUUGGCAACGAAUGAUCGACCUCCUUUUGCGAGAAAUGGCCAAUAGCAGAGGACAUUGAGAUAUAUUUUUAAAAUAUUGUGUGUUUUAUUUAUUUAUUUAUACUUGAUUGAUUUCAAAGUACAUUAAGGACUUCCAAAGAUGGUACUUACCAAUUAUAUACAUUUAUAGUUGGAGCAUCCCUUAUUUCAACACAAUCUGUUUAGAUCAGUUUCGGGUUUACCUUAAUAAAUAAAUAUCAUAAUAUUGUA